AUGACGAGAUUCUCCAAAAUCGCAGCAGCAUCGGUGCUGGCCACCACAGCAUACGCCCAGUGCGGUUCGGCGCCAGACGCCACGGUGGACGGCACGGAUGGCGCCUACACAGCUAAGGUGGGCUCGUCCGAGGUGUACUCGGGCAGCGACUACUACACGGCCAUCACAGAGGCUCUCGGCGGAAUCUCGUCCGGCCAGACCGUCUCCGUGCUUUCCUCGGGCAACAUUGGGGCCAAGACCAUCAGCAUCGACAGCGGCAAGACCUUCGAGGGCUGCGGCACCAUCACCGCCUCCAUUGCCAACGGAAAGGGAGCACUGGAAUCACUGAACACGCGGGAUGUCAGCAUCCCCUACCUCAGCCUUGCCGGCGAGGUCUACUUUGGUCUGCACUUCUACGGUGUAUCCGGCUUGACCCUUGGCCAGAUUGACAUGACCAUCACUGCCGGUAUUGGUAUUCGAUUCGACCGGGACGAGGCGGCCAACACCAACGUGAAGAUGGGCACCAUCACUGUGACAGGGGCUAGCUCCCACGCCGUCGAGACCUGGAACAUCGACGGGCUGGAGAUAGGUAGUGUUAUCGCCAAGGACGUUGGCGAGUGCGGUUUGCUGCUCCAGAAGACGACAAACGCCCAAGUUGGCCUCGUACAAGGUGACAAUGCCGGAUCGGGCACAGGCUACGCAACCCUCAGAUUCGCGAACCAGAACGGCAUGCUCAGCGACGGCAACUACGAGACCAACGUGGUCAUCGACAAGGUCGUCUCGACCGGCGGCGGCCGCGGCAUCUUCUGCGUGUCCGAGUCCGGCGGCGCCGUCAUCGAGAGCGUCGACCUGUCGGGCAACGAGAAUAAUGCUAUUCUUAUCGAAAACUGCUACAACGUGGCCAUCAAGGGCGGCACCGUCCAGGGAGGCGGCGAGGUUCGUCUCUCGGCCCGGGACGAGUUCGCCAUCACGCGCGACAUCAGCCUUACCCUGGAGGUCAACGACAACACCGUCAGGGAGUCGCCCUGCUCUGAGAACCCUACCUUCAGCAUCACGGGCGAUGCAACGUUGGAUGUCUGUUGA
Molecule: messenger RNA, 1062 nt
Organism: Diaporthe citri
Lineage: Eukaryota; Fungi; Ascomycota; Sordariomycetes; Diaporthales; Diaporthaceae
Exons: 3
Coding region: 1-1062 (353 amino acids)
Source: RefSeq, a predicted model, not a curated record